AAUUAAGUUUAUAUGGUGAAAUUUAUUGUUGUAGUGAAUGAGGCCUUUUGAUUUCAUGCCUUGUACUAACCCUGAGAAAUGUGGUUUCAGUUUAGAAUUUUUGGAAUAUUAGUGAAUAAGUGACAGGAAUUAUUUUUCAUGACAUUGGAAAUUUGUAAUUCUUUUGUCUAAACUCAGUGUAGAGGGCAUUGAUGAAAAGAAAUAGAGAAUAAAUCACUUCUGAGUUUCUUGUCCAUGUUUCUUUUAAUACAGUGCAGCUUUAUUUACUCGAACAGCAUUAUUGGUGUCUCCAGAUUUCAUUUUGUUAUGUGUAUUGAUAGCCAGAGUGUUAAGUUUUUGUUAUUUUCUUACGUGACUCUGCACAUAGUGUACUUGCUUUUGAUGGCAACAACAACACCAGGAAUCUAUCUUUCACAAAUAUAGCACUAGAAGCAUUGUAGUGAUUCAUGUCUGUAUAUGAUCAUGUUACAAGGAACAACGAUGAGUGUAUGCAAUUUCACCAAAAUUUCAAUCCCGAAAAUGCAAUUCUCCAAUUCCUUAAAAAACCCAGGAACAUCUACUUAUUUAACUGGAAUUUACGAAAAACCCCACUCCUCUGCUCUGCAUCAAUGGCAUUGACUCAGAGUCAGGUUCAGAACAACUCGGAUGAGUUACCCGGGUCGACUCAGUUAUUGAACCGGGCCCAAACACGGGGAGUGGGAACGAGGAGAGAGUUCUGAUUAGUGAGGUAUUAGUGCGAAACAAGGAUGGUGAAGAACUUGAACUGAAGGAUUUGGAGAGUGAAGCAUUAAAUGCGCUUAAAGCGUGUCGGCCCAAUUCGGCGCUUACCGUGAGAGAGGUACAAGAAGAUGUGCAUAGGAUCAUUGAUAGUGGGUACUUUUGCUCUUGUAUGCCUGUUGCUGUUGAUACUAGAGACGGUAUUCACUUGGUUUUCCAGGUACAUUUUCCUUCACAUAUUAAUCCCUCCGUCCCAGUUUAUGUUGGCACAUUUUACUUUCCAAAUUGUUCAGGAAAAAUGACAGAUUUCUAUAUUUAGAAACAAUUUAACUUUAAACUUCAUAUUUAACCUCUGAUGAGAUCAACAGAAAACGUCUAUGCUUGUUUUAGACCACAAGUUUUAUAUCUAAUUAGCUUAAAGAAGAACUAAUUGAUACCUUAUUUAGCUUAAAGGUUGGUUCUUUUAGAAGAAAAAUGAUGAAUAAAUGGAGAUAUAAGAUAUUGCAUUGCAAUGAAGUGGGAGGAGAACCAUGAGGUCUCAGGUUCAAAUCCCACCAGCCUAAGUCUGGGUGGGUAGAGUUAACCGGUGCAGCUGUUCCUGUGCUGGUGGCGGGAUAAUCAAAAUGUGUGCAAGCUAGUCACAAAAAGAGGAAAAAAUAUAUUGCAUUGACAGGUUGAAAUAUUAAUUUUUUCAAAUAGUGAUAUUUCACCUUAUAUUUUGGAAUAACAAUAGUAGUAAUUAUUAGACUAGGAUAAACCAAUAAAAAUUCUAUUGAAUAAAAAGAGUUUCCUUCUCGAUAAGCAAAUGAAGAUUGUAUUAUAUUAUUAAAAGUUUCUAAAUGUUCGAAUGCAUUCAGAAGAAUGUACUAUUUCCUCAUUUUUUGCCGUGUAUAAUUGCUUAUAUCUAUUAUGUUUUUGCAUAAGGUAGAACCAAACCGGGAGUUCCAUGGUUUGGUAUGUGAAGGAGCCAAUGUGCUUCCAGCAAGGUUUAUAGAGGAUUCUUUUCAAGAUGGAUGUGGUACGCCUUCCUUAUACUCUCGCUAUACACCCUGUAUUGCCAUUUCUUUUUAUAUGCAUGAGCUUCUGUUUUGUAUUUGUCUUUCAAGCAUAUUAAAUAAUCAGCCUAUGUCUUGCGCUCUGUCUAGUACGCAACCCAUGCUGUGCUUAUUUUGGUGUCAAGCAAUGCAGGAAAAAUUGUUAAUAUCAAGCGUAUAGAUGAAAUAAUAAGCUCUAUAAAUGGUUGGUACAUGGAGCGGGGUCUUUUUGGAGCGGUAUCGAGUGUAGAGAUGCUCUCUUGAGGUAUGAUCAGUGAUUAAAAAAGCGAGCGCGAGGAAGCGAAGCGGAGCGCACAGUUCAUCGCUUCUGCCAUUGAAAGCGACUCUGGUAGAAAAAGCUAUCGCUUCUCUGUAAAAAAAGAGAGGCGGUGAAGCGAGAAGAAGCGAGGCUUCUCUGUUUAAAAAUUACCCAAAGCCCUAUUUUUGUUAAAAACUUGUUUCUAAACAGUCUGGACUUCUUCGAGACUUCAACAGCAGCGAGAAACUAGAUUUCUUCCUCUCUUCUUCAUUAACUUCAAACAACAGCAGCAAUUUCUCUUCUUCAAACUAGGGUUGUUCUUCUUCUUCUUCAACAGUACGACAACAACUUUCAACAGGUUUCUGGACUUUUGAUUUUCAUUCUUCUUCUUCUUCUUCUUCUUUUUCUUUCUAAACGUCCAAAAAGCGCUGAAAUGCUGGUGAACUUUUUCCAGAAAAAUUCUGCCCAGUUUUUCCAGUUUCUGCCCUCAAUUUCUGCCCAAUUAUUAUAUCUUUUAUUCUUAGUUCUUAUAGAAGAAUAGGAUGCUCAUUUUGUAGAAGAAUAGGAUGCUCAUUUUGUGCUUUAAUUGAUGCUACUCUUUAGUUUUUUAAUUGAAGUAUUGAACAUUUGCUUACAAUAAUGUGUUGUCUAUGCAGUAUUUAUUUUAACUUUUUUUUAAUUCCGCUUCACUUAAAAAAAGCGAGCGCUUCGCUUCUCGCUUUACGUGAAAUGGGGGUUGUCGCUUUUCUUCGCUUCACGCUCUUCACAACACUGGGUAUGAUUAGGCUAGGAGUUUCUGAAGCCAUCCGUUUCCUUGAUAGGACUGGGGAGCCAACUGUAGGGAAAACAAGGCCUGAAACUAUACUUCGGCAACUUACUACAAAGAAAGGGCAGGUAUACAGCAUGCUUCAAGGGAAAAGAGAUGUGGAUACUGUCUUAGCUAUGGGCAUUAUGGAAGAUGUUGGCAUUAUCCCUCAACCUGCUGGAGAUACUAGUAAGGUAGACUUAAUUAUGAAUGUUGUUGAGCGUAAAAGUGGGGGUGGCAUUUCUGCUGGUGGUGGAAUUUCUAGUGGGAUCACAAAUGGACCCCUCGCUGGAUUGAUUGGCAGGCACUUUCAGUAGUGGGAAAUUCUUUUUGGUGUAGUGUCUUCAGCUUUAGGAGAUCGUUUUUUGGGGUUCUGAACAAUCAUGGUCAAGUUGGCUUUCUUCCAUGUUCCUUGAAGAUUGUCCACUUUGUUGUUUACAUUUCUAGGUUGUGUGAAUUGAAAAUUUUUUGUCGUAACAUAAGGAUGUGGUUAAUCAAAUUGCUGUACCGGUGAAACCUAUACUCAUGCCAAGCAUGUGAAAUUCUUAAUUAAAUUUGGUUAACAUUA
Nicotiana attenuata is the source of this 3383-nucleotide messenger RNA. RefSeq names its product outer envelope protein 80, chloroplastic-like. The record is from RefSeq and is a predicted model, not a curated record. Lineage: Eukaryota; Viridiplantae; Streptophyta; Magnoliopsida; Solanales; Solanaceae. The transcript has 6 exons. The coding region runs from base 2650 to 3132 and encodes 160 amino acids. Gene Ontology annotation, biological process: embryo development ending in seed dormancy; chloroplast organization.